UGCAACAUUUCUGGAUCAGUUGGAUCGGUGUUAAGGCUCUUUCCCAGCACAUUAAAGCAAUGGGAAUAUUUAACUCCAAACCUGCUCCUCCACCACCAUCACUUCUCGAUGAACCAUGGAGGGAAAUAAACUGGGGAGAAAGACAGAGUGCCCUGCAGUCUGUUCAGGACUUCAAACCUCAUAUUAAAGGCCUGCAGCUCCGGAUUCUUCUUCAUGGGCCGGUUGGAGUUGGAAAGUCCAGUUUCAUCAACUCUGUUAUCAGUGUCCUAGAAGGGAAAAUGUGCAGACGGGCUGCAGCCGAAAAUGCCAACAAAGGCUGUUUCACCAAAAAGUACACAACCUACAAGAUCCAAAAUGGAUCUUUUGUCCUCAAUGACAUGAUGGGUCUAAAAAACGACACCCGCAGAAACAGAAGAAUCCACGUGAAAGAUGUCACUCGGUUGAUGAAGGGACAUGUGAAAGACGGUUAUGUGUUCAAUCCUGAAUGUAAGAUAUCAAAGGAGGAUCGAUACUACAACACAUCCCCAACUGUGAACGACAAAGUCCAUGUUCUGGUUUCUGUUAUUGAUGCCAACACAUUGUCUCUGAUGAAGAACGAAGUUCUGGAAGUAAUGCAGGACAUCAGAGAUGAGGCCAAUGAACUGGGAAUCCCUCAAGUGGCCAUUCUCACCAAAAUUGACGAGGCCUUUCCUGAAAUCAAAAAAGAUAUAAAGAAUGUCUACAGGAGCAUAAAGCUACGUGAAAAGACAUAG
Morone saxatilis (striped sea-bass) is the source of this 752-nucleotide messenger RNA. RefSeq names its product interferon-induced protein 44-like. The coding region runs from base 60 to 752 and encodes 230 amino acids. The record is from RefSeq and is a predicted model, not a curated record. Lineage: Eukaryota; Metazoa; Chordata; Actinopteri; Moronidae. The transcript has 8 exons. Gene Ontology annotation, molecular function: GTP binding.